CUCAGGAUGGGAAUUGUACUUUGCUAAGUAUUAUAAAAUUGUCUUUUCAAAUAAUAGAUUCUAAUCAAGUGCAAACACCUGAGACUCUUUCAUAAAAUCUUCUUUAAGUUUGGUCCACGCAAGAAUAGGCCCCCUGCUUUUCCAGGCAUGUCAACGCCAUCUGAUUGCAGGUGUGCAAACCAUGAGGACGCCACAUUGUUUGGUACUCUUUUAUCUGCUUGUAGUGCUUGUAUUCCUUUAGAAUUAGAUAAAGGGCGGGUGGUUUUGCUACAAGUUUCUUUUGUUGUGUUUGUAGAAAUGAAAAUGUAUUAUUAAGGUAUCCGAUUUUAGUUGUUAAUAAAUUAAAACAAUUAUUGUAGGUUGUUUAUUUAUGUACUGAAAAUUACGUUAACUUAAUAAUCUCGUGAGAUAUAAAAUGUUUCAUUCAGUUUAAUUCGGUUAAAAGUAAUUCUAGUUAAAGCUAACCUUCAACAAGACUACAUUAAAUAUGUCUAAAAUACGAGAAAUAACAUGGCCAGAAGAAUUUAUUGAACUUAAGAGAAUUGAACAAUCUAUGAUCUGUGGAAUUUGUUAUGAAUAUAUGGAAACUACAGUAAUGACACCAUGCUCGCAUAACUACUGUUCAUUAUGUAUACGAAAGUAUUUACAUUACAAAUCGCAAUGUCCAGCUUGUUUUAAUGUUUUUUUUGAAAAAGACCUCUACAUAAAUCGUGAAAUGGACGUUCUUAUACAGCAUUAUAUUAAAGUCAGGGAAAAGUUGAUAAGUCUUAUUGAAAAUAGAGUAGUUUAUAAUACUAUAGUCCAAGAACAAGAUAAUAAAGAGGAAAGAUCAAUGACACCUCCUGUCAGGCCAUUCCGCAGCAACCAAUCACCAAAAUCUCCAAAAAUCCAAGAAAUUAAGGAGAACGAACCUAAAAUGUCUUGUUUUUCAUCUACGAAUAAUACUUUGAUAAAUAAUGCUUCUAGUCCAAAAAUACGUAAUUCUCUAAACUUCUUACCAAGUAUUGCAAAAAUUUUCAAUACUCCAAAAAGAAAAGAAACAGUUGCACAGCCUGAUUCUGUAGUUAUAAAAUCUGUAUUAUGCCCUGUCUGUAGUGUAGAUAUUUCUGAAAAUCGUGUAAAUGUACACUUGGAUGCCUGUCUCGAAAGGGAGGUUAAUCAAAAAGCUGCCAAAACAAAGGAAAAACAUAAGCGUCAACCAUUACCAAAACUUGUUCUUCGUGUAAUGAAAGAUGCAGAACUGCGCAAAAAAAUGAAAGAGUUUGGAUUACCAACAAAUGGUGACAGAAAAGCAUUAGAAAGUCGGUUUACAAGAUACUCAACUAUUUACAAUGCUGAAUGUGACAAACUAGAACCGAGACCUGUUAGUGAUCUCAUUCGACAAUGUGAGAUGGAAGAAAAACAAGAACGCAAGUUAGAUCACUUCUUAGUAUCAUCUACUUCAACAUCGACUUCUAAUUCCAUUGCUGCUAUUAGACUACAAUUUGCAAAAAAUUUGAGAGAAGAAAAAAUUGAAGAUGUACAAAAAACUUAUAGGUUAGCAAAUAAAAUGAGCUUUGAUAAACUUAUAGAAGAAGUGAAACAUCGCAGAAAAUUAGAAGAAGCCAAUAAAAGUGAUAAUGAUGCAACUGUAAUCAACAGUAAUUCCGUUUCGAUCAGUGAAAUAAAUAAAAAUGAAAAUGGUUCAGUAGCCAUAGAAAGUGGUUCUUUUAAUCCAUCAGGUGAAAUUCCAUUCAAUGCUUCGGAUUCAGAUGAAUCGUGUCCUUUACAACAUUACAAAAGUGACGACCCAAUGCCCUUUCUCCUUUCUAGUAUGUAUAAUGCUAAUCCUAUCGCAAGUACAUCUGGAAACCCUAUAAAAUUAUCUCACGAAAAUCUUUGCCACAUAAAUAGUCAUAUGAAACCAACAAAUAUGACUGAAGAUAUUUAUGAAGCGUCGACUGAUGUAUCUACAGAUGAUGAAAUUCAAAAUAGUCCAGUAAGAAAUCAAAAAUUGAAUCGAAAAAAAGUUAGACUGUCUCUUAUAUGUCCAAAACAAUUAUCAUCUGCAAAGUCAGAUAAUAUUGAAUCAGAAAUAAAUGACUCGUCAGAAAAAAGUACACGCGACGCUUCAGUUAGAGAUCUAUGCAAUUCUAACAUUAACUUUUCAUUUGAAGAAAUGAGUGAUGAAAGUUUUAGUGAAUUUUCAAACAAGCAAAAAAGCAAAGUGAAAGUAAUUGAAACUGAGCAGAUAAAAGAAAAUUCAUUAAAGAACAUUGGCAGAGUUUCUUCUAGAAAUAGAAAAGCCAAAGCUAAGAAAACAAAUAACCGUGUUGCACUAAGUGAUUUUUCAAAUAACACAACUGAUGAUUGGCACAAUGAUAAGAUGGAUGAUUUAAGUGCAAAGCUUGUAAAUACAACUACAAUAGAUGUAGAAAACAUUAAUGAACAGAAAAUUGGUGAAAACACAAAGACUGAAAAAGAAAACAAUGUGCUAAUAGAUGAUGAACAUUGUAAAUCUAUGAAUGAAACUGCAGUUUGUCGACCGGUUAGAAAAAGAAAUCGGCCAUCUCGUUACAAUCAAAGUCAAACGAGUAUGCAGGGUAUUGAUCAAUUAACUUUGAAUCUGUCGGUUGAAAAUUUACAAGAAAAUGAUUUGUCUGUAGAUUGUAAAAUCGUCGCAAUGCCAGAUGGCUCUUUAAAAAGACGUCGAGGUAGAUCAAAUAUAAAAUCUACAAAUCUUUCCAUGGACGAAUCGCUGAAGCCUCCUAAAAGACCUGUGCGUCGUCGCCAAAUUGUUGCGAGUCAUGACUCAUGAUUUCUUUUUAUGUAUAAAUAUUAGUCAGGCAGUGCCUAAUUUAUUUAUAUUUUUGACUUUUUUACUUGUAUUUUUAUAAACAAAUAAAUUUAUUGUA
Messenger RNA from Phymastichus coffea, 2894 nucleotides. RefSeq names its product E3 ubiquitin-protein ligase RAD18-like. Gene Ontology annotation, cellular component: Rad6-Rad18 complex; nucleus. Gene Ontology annotation, molecular function: ubiquitin protein ligase activity; single-stranded DNA binding. The coding region runs from base 488 to 2797 and encodes 769 amino acids. Lineage: Eukaryota; Metazoa; Arthropoda; Insecta; Hymenoptera; Eulophidae. Gene Ontology annotation, biological process: protein monoubiquitination; DNA damage tolerance. The transcript has 9 exons. The record is from RefSeq and is a predicted model, not a curated record.